GUGUAAUGCUGUUUUCUGACGGAUUACACUGUAACAUCUCAGUAGCCCAGUCACAUACAUUAUUCUCAACAUCAGAAGAACGACAGAUGCAAACCAUGAGAUGGCCUUCAGGGGUAAAGUGGCCGACACGAGGACAGUGCUUGUGCACAUGCUGCUGUGCCUCGUCAUAUUCUACUCUCUCUACUACAUGAUUGGGAGUGUGUGUUUCGGCGCGUUCAGGUUGGAUCACUUUGAUGGACUUAUUCCCUUUGACUUUAAGACUGAACCAACCGAUUUGGAGUCCAACUCCAAAUACCUGGUGAACCUGCUGUCCAUGGAGUUGACCUAUUUCUGCAGUGGUCUGCUGUUUGCAGCCGUGGUGAGGAGAUGGGUCUGGGACUACGCUCUCACAGUCACACUACUGCACGUACUACUCACCAGCCUGGUGAUGUUGGAGUUUCCCUUGGUAUGGCAGUGGUGGCUGGCCCUUGGCAGCGGGUUGUUUCUGAUGAUCUGUAACGGUCAGCUGAUAGCUUACUUCACCUGCCAGAGUGACCAGAGUUACCCCACCUUCAACAGCUACUGAGUACACACACACACACACACACUGACUAGAGUUCUUUGCAGUGAGUCCAGUGGAAAUGGAGGGAAACCAAAUGUUCUUGUUGACUUGGUUACCUGUUUGAUUGUUGCACAUUGUUUCUGUUGGACCAGCUUCCCAGACACCAAUUGAGCCAAGUGAUUCUCCAAUGAUCAAGCUUUUGAGUCCAGGAAACAGCUCGUAUAUGUCAUAUCUGUAGUAUGUCAUAUCUGUAGUAUGUAAUACCUGUAGUAUGUAAUAUGGGUGGUAUGUAAUAUCUCUGGUGUGUAAUAUCUGUAGUAUGUAAUAUCUGUGUUCUCUAUGAAUGUUAAUCUUAUGUCAGACAAUGUUAAUCAUGUAAUUUAUCAUCUUAGAACUAUUAAACCAGCUGUAACCUCGCA
This is a messenger RNA of Oncorhynchus keta (chum salmon), 960 nucleotides long. Its product is annotated as transmembrane protein 244-like. NCBI's taxonomy places the organism in Eukaryota, Metazoa, Chordata, Actinopteri, Salmoniformes, Salmonidae. The transcript is spliced from 6 exons. Bases 101 to 565 code for a protein of 154 amino acids. The record is from RefSeq and is a predicted model, not a curated record.